AGCGACUCUGGUGUAUCUUUGCUUUCUGUUCAUUUGCCUUCUCAUUGGAACUUUUUCGUAAAUCAUCGUGGUAGUGACAUCACUAUGCCGCCUCCGAAAGGCAAAGACCGCAACCCAAGUGGUCUCGGGCGAGCAAUCAUUAACAGGAAGUUCAAGGAUGCCAGGGUAGCACGAGAAUCCGGCCUAUAUACUACAGAUGUUGAUAAUACAACCCGCCUGCAAUCCAUUACACAAGAACGGGACUUGGAUGAGUUCCUUAACACCGCGACGCUAGCAGGCACACAGUUUACAGCUGAACGUCGCAAUGUCAAAAUUAUUAGUGCGCCCGCCGGAUCCCAGCAAAAUCCCUAUCUUUUGUCUGAGGAGGAAGAACAGAAAGCUCUGAAAAAGCAACAAGAUAAUAAGGGACGUCUCAGGGUACCCAGAAGACCUCCAUGGGAUAAGUCUAUGACUCCGGUGCAACUAGAUAGGCAAGAGAAGGACGCAUUCUUAGAGUGGAGAAGGGGCAUAGCUCAACUACAGGAACAAGAGAACUUCUUGUUAACGCCUUUCGAGCGAAAUAUCGAGGUGUGGAGACAGUUAUGGCGUGUACUGGAACGUUCCCAUCUUGUCGUACAAAUCGUGGAUGCAAGGAACCCGCUGCGUUUUCGCUGUGAGGACUUGGAAAACUAUGUGAAUGACGUUGAAGGUGCAGAAGGAGAACAAGGGACCGGGAAGGGCAAGAGAAAGAAUCUUCUUCUCAUUAACAAAGCCGACCUUCUGACUGCAAAGCAAAGACGAGAGUGGGCCGACUACUUCGAUCAGCAGGGUGUGCAAUACGCAUUUUUCUCCGCAGCAAACGCGGCGGCAUUGCAACAAGCGAGGAAAGAACAGCAACAAGCUCAAGAAGAUACCGCGGAGCAGGAGGACACGCAGGCAACCGGUAGCGAAGACGACGCAUUUGAAGAGAGCACGCGCAAUCCAGCGUUUCUCAAAGAAGAUGAGAGUGGUAGCGAUGAGUCCGGGGAGUCAGAGGAUGAAGGGGAUUGGGAGGAUGCUCCCGAGGAUGGUUCGCAUGAACAAUCGGAUUUGAGUUUGUAUUUCUCGGCCGAAGAAGAUACGUUGGAUGGUCAAGAUCCCAGAGCUCGAGUACUCAGUGUCCUUGAGUUGGAAGACUUGUUCACAAAAGCAGCUCCGGCUCUUUCUGAAUUCACUGAUUCCUCGGGUGACCAUCCAACGAAAUUGGUCGUUGGCUUGGUCGGUUACCCCAACGUUGGUAAAUCAAGUACGAUUAACUCCCUCUUGGGCGAGAAGAAAGUCAGCGUGUCAUCUACUCCAGGAAAGACAAAGCACUUCCAAACGAUUCAGUUGUCACCCACUUUAGUUCUUUGCGAUUGUCCGGGCCUGGUUUUCCCUCAGUUUGCUACCACUCGAGCAGACUUGGUCUGCGAUGCCGUGUUGCCUAUCGAUCAGCUCCGAGAAUAUACGGGACCAACUUCGUUGGUUGUCAAGAGGAUACCUCAGGAAAUCCUGGAGGCUGUUUAUGGCCUUUCAAUCCGAAGCCGGGGCGUCGAGGAGGGUGGGAACGGCAAGAUUACUGGAGAAGAUUUACUAAUUACCUAUGCAAGUAAGUCUCCUUUCCACCCCUUUCUGAUUCAUAUCAGGAUGUUGAUGGCAUGUUCAGUUGGUAGAGGCUUUACUCGAUCUGGUCAAGGCAAUCCUGACGAAGCCCGUGCGGCAAGACACAUCCUGAAGGACUACGUCAAUGCUAAGCUUUUGUACUGUCAUCCGCCGCCAGGCAUCUCGGAAGACGAUUUCAAUGUUCAAACACGAGAGAUUAUUCUUCAUCGUGCCAUUGGCAAGAAACGCGCCCCUACCACUCGUGUUGUUAAGGGCGCAGAUACCUUCGUCCCUGCGAAUCUUUCUCAACCUAAUAUUGCCAACUCCGCUCCGGCUCCCGGACGCAAUUCGAGCAGGGUCGAUCAGGAGUUCUUUGCCAGCAACCAAGGAUUGUCAUCAAGACCGUUCGUGCAGCAGAACGGUCAGGAGUUCACAAGAGCGAGGCUGUAUCCUCAUCAAAAUGCAGUGGCAGACGAUGGCACACUACUAGGCGGAAGGAGGGCACGCAUAGCCGCAGUAUUGGCCAAUGCAGGAGGUGACAUCGGUACCGGAAAGAAGCAUCAUAAGAAAAUGAAGAGAGUCAAGCAACGAAGUGGGAGAGGUUACGAUUAACCCUUUCUCUUCCGUUGAUUUUUAAAUCUGUGCCACUAGAAUACAGUCCUGUAUCCAUAGACGCUCUCAUGUAUCAUGAAACAUCUCAGUCUGAAAGCC
This is a messenger RNA of Somion occarium, 2310 nucleotides long. The record is from the annotation of a GenBank genome assembly. Lineage: Eukaryota; Fungi; Basidiomycota; Agaricomycetes; Polyporales; Cerrenaceae.